Molecule: messenger RNA, 2655 nt
Organism: Exophiala xenobiotica
Lineage: Eukaryota; Fungi; Ascomycota; Eurotiomycetes; Chaetothyriales; Herpotrichiellaceae
Product: ATP-dependent RNA helicase dbp2, variant
Exons: 4
Coding region: 189-1598 (469 amino acids)
Biological process (GO): rRNA processing
Cellular component (GO): cytoplasm; nucleus; ribonucleoprotein complex
Molecular function (GO): ATP binding; RNA helicase activity; RNA binding
Source: RefSeq, a predicted model, not a curated record
CUUCAACUUCACAAACUUCAAUCUCUCCUCUGACUUCAACCUUCAUUCUCCUCUCUUCUUCGAUCAACCCUUCACCUUCUCAGAUUCCACUCCCCCGUAUCUCCCACAGACUUUUUAACCUGAAAGUCCCAAUCUUCACCAAUUCCGAUCUCCUCCCAUCCAUCAACUCUCCCAAUCUGGCGCCCCUCAUGUCUUACGGCGGGUACGGUUCGUCGCGAGACGGCGGCUACUCCAACGGUUACUCAGGCAGCAACGGUUACUCAAAUGGCUACGGCGGCUCGAACGGAUACUCUGGCGGCGGCGGCGGUGACAAAAUGUCCAACCUGGGCGCAGGACUGAAACAACAACAUUGGGAUCUUGCCACCAUGCCGAAAUUCGAAAAAUCAUUCUACAAGGAGGAUCCUGCCGUCACCAACAGAUCACAGCGCGAUGUCGAUGAGUUCCGCAGAGUGAAAGAAAUCACAGUUCAAGGCCGCAACGUCCCCCGCCCUGUCGAGACCUUUGAUGAGGCUGGGUUCCCGGCUUAUGUCAUGUCCGAGGUCAAGCAGCAAGGUUUCACUCAUCCAACUGCGAUCCAAUCCCAAGGAUGGCCUAUGGCUCUGUCCGGGCGUGAUGUCGUCGGUAUUGCCGAGACCGGUUCUGGAAAAACCUUGACAUACUGUCUCCCAGCUAUUGUUCACAUCAAUGCGCAACCACUUCUGGCUCCAGGCGACGGUCCCAUUGUCCUCGUCCUUGCACCUACCCGAGAACUUGCUGUCCAGAUCCAACAAGAGAUGACCAAAUUCGGCAAAUCCUCCCGCAUUCGAAACACCUGCGUCUACGGCGGUGUUCCCAAAGGUGGCCAGAUCCGUGACCUCAGCCGAGGUGUUGAAGUGUGCAUUGCUACUCCUGGUCGUCUCAUCGAUAUGCUUGAAUCUGGCAAGACCAAUCUUCGUCGCGUCACCUACUUGGUUCUUGACGAGGCUGAUCGAAUGCUUGACAUGGGUUUCGAGCCUCAGAUCCGGAAAAUCAUUGGUCAAAUUCGUCCCGAUCGUCAAACCUGUAUGUGGUCUGCUACCUGGCCCAAAGACGUCCGCCAACUGGCCUCUGAUUACUUGAACGACUUCAUCCAAGUCAACAUUGGUUCCAUGGAUCUGUCUGCCAAUCGUCGCAUCACUCAAAUCGUCGAAGUUGUUUCCGAAUUCGAAAAACGCGACCGCCUAGUCAAACACAUGGAACAAGUCAUGGAGGACCGAAACAACAAAGUCUUGAUCUUCACAGGUACCAAGCGUGUCGCUGACGACAUUACGCGUUUCUUGCGUCAAGAUGGCUGGCCAGCGCUCUCAAUUCAUGGUGACAAGCAACAAAACGAACGUGACUGGGUUCUUAACGAAUUCAAGACUGGCAAGAGCCCAAUCAUGGUUGCUACGGAUGUCGCAUCCCGUGGUAUUGGUAUGAAAAACGAAACCCCCUCCCCCUUCUUUUCACUUUUGCAUUUCUUAUCUUGCAUUUCUUACCAUUGCCGUCGUGUGACAUGGUGCUCGCUCUCUUGCUCGUUACGCUUGUGCAACAGGCGUAACUUGUCCAGGCUUUUGUGUUCUCUUAGGUCCUUUUCCUAGAAAUCUUGGAUCUCCUUGCAGUUUGCCAGGACUCAGCUUUUUGACUUCCACAUCUGCUCCGUCUGGAACGAGUAGGUUGUGGAACAUCUUCGUGACCAUGUCAAGCUGCAAAUCCAGGGUUUCUUAUCCUAAGGACCGUAGACGAUCGCCGACAUACCAGGACAUGGACAUUGAUCAUCCACGAGGAUAAUGCUCCGAGCUUGACGAGAGUGAUGUGCAUCUCCGGCUCACACGACCACACAUGGUCCCCAACGCCUCGUAAGAAUACCAUUGGCUGAGUUGCUAACCUAUACUUGAAGAUGUGCGAGACAUUACUCAUGUGAUCAACUAUGACUAUCCCAACAACUCUGAAGAUUAUGUCCACCGUAUUGGACGAACAGGUCGAGCAGGACGACUGGGUACCGCAAUCACCCUUUUCACCACCGACAAUGCCAAGCAAGCUCGCGACUUGCUAAGUAUCUUGCAGGAAGCCAAGCAGAACAUCGAUCCUCGUCUCGCAGAAAUGGGACGUUACUCCGGCGGUGGCGGUGGUGGCCGCGGCUAUGGUCGUGGAGGUCAUCGUGGCGGAGGUCGUGGUGGUGGCUAUACCGCUUCCAACGCUGCACCCCUCGGUCGCAGCCGGUGGUAAAGAUCGCUGCCUUCGUGAUGGCGAACACCACACCAGGGGUGACCGGAUUUUUGCCUUGCAUUACGACGUUUCUUCACGCAAAUCGUUCGUCACAUGGAGAUAUCCGAUAGACUUGUUGAUAUCCGUAUUGGGGUUUAGGCGUCAUGGUUAUUGGAAGAUGGGCAGAUCGUGCCUCCGUGCUGGUGUAACUGCUUUCAUUUCGCUGAAAGAGCACGAGUUAUGGGUCUGGCAACUUUGCGCAGCUGGGUUGAUAUUGAGGUUGUGAUCGGAAAACGAUAGACAGCGUUUUAUGAUGAAGCCUAGAUGCUGGUUGUGGUGUUAUAGCAUAUCACUGCACCAGCACACAAGCAUGAGCAUUAUGUGCAAGAGAAUAGAGAUAGAAAUUGCUCUGCAUCACUGUGUACAUCAAUCAAACUUCCGAUCAAUGAG